AUGGCCUCCAACGCCGAAGACAUGCGCCUUAUCUGGCGCUCCCUGCCCCACGACAUCACAACAAUGAUCAUCCUCGAAAACGUCCUCACGCCCCUCAAAAUCCACGGAUACACCUCUUUCGGCCGCGAGCGCACUCAGGAAGUAUCCUCGAAAGACUGGCAAAUCGUCCGCAACGCCCUCGCGAUCUCACGCUCCACGCGCAAAGCCGGCAUCCACGCCCUCAACACCUCCGGCGCGAUCGAACACGUCUACCCCAACGACCCUCGCUAUGUAACGUACACUUUAGGCGGCCGACCAUUCCAUCAGCCGUCAGAUCAGCUUCUGCGGCACUUCCGAUGGGUGUUUACUGCUUUCAGCUCCCACGACUUCUUUGUACGGAUGCCCGUGCCCGGCACGCUGAGGAGGGUGGAGCGGAUGGAGUUCAAGGGUGGGAAGGCUCCGCUGGAGAGUCUUUCGGAUGAGGGUCUGGAGCAGUGCAUGAGUGUUUGGUGUCAGGUGGCGGUGACGAGAGCGUGGAUGUUUGAAGCCGUGGGUGGGUGGAACUUGUGUGCGGCCAGUGGGCAGGCGGAGGACAUUCGGAAAUUGGUUGUUUGGGUGAAGAAGGGAGGAGAGUCGAUGGGGCAGAAGACAGUAUGGUGA
This is a messenger RNA of Zymoseptoria tritici IPO323, 639 nucleotides long. RefSeq lists its product as uncharacterized. The transcript has a single exon. NCBI's taxonomy places the organism in Eukaryota, Fungi, Ascomycota, Dothideomycetes, Mycosphaerellales, Mycosphaerellaceae. The record is from RefSeq and is a predicted model, not a curated record. Bases 1 to 639 code for a protein of 212 amino acids.